AUGGCUCAGGCGGAAAUGGCCAAAUCAUCCUGCUCUGGUCAGGACCGUGUCUCUACCAUAGAGAAGAUAUGGCGCACAAUGGGUGUAGGGCUCACCACCAAGGCCAGCCCGGUAUACACGAUGGGGCGCCACCCCCAUGAUGAGGUGGUAGUGACAUUGUCGUCAUUCGCUGCAUGGCCAGUUGAGCUAUACAUCGAAUGGCAAUGGCAGCAUCCACCACCCAUUGAUGAUAUGGGCGAACAGCACACCGAUGCACAAUGGCCCGUCGAGCACUAUAUCACGCGGGUGGACCACCCUUGA
Messenger RNA from Suillus fuscotomentosus, 300 nucleotides. RefSeq lists its product as uncharacterized. The transcript is spliced from 2 exons. The coding region runs from base 1 to 300 and encodes 99 amino acids. Lineage: Eukaryota; Fungi; Basidiomycota; Agaricomycetes; Boletales; Suillaceae. The record is from RefSeq and is a predicted model, not a curated record.